AUGCCUCUUAGUAGUGGUUACAGCCCUUCCUCCGAAACGUUUCUAUUGGCGUUCAGCUUCAACCACCCUCACGUUCCUCCGGGCGCAUACGGCAGCAUCGCAAUCAGCCGAUCUGCCUCGCCGACGGCACCGCUUGACGAUCAAUCCUCGACUACAGCGAGUGCGGUCCUCUCCAUCUGGUCACGUUGGGUGGGCAGCGCGGGCAUACUGGCGGACUACGAGCUCCCCUUUCAAAUAAGGAGCUCCAGGGGCUACGGCGAGGCCGACCAUCCAGAGCAUCGGCGGGGCAAGAGGCGAUGGCGGCAGAGAGGAAGGGAAGACGUUCCUGCAGAUGCGCUGGUGUUGCCAUUGCUGGUCAUCACGUUCUCCUGCGCCAUGGCUGAUGCGGGGACUCUGGUCGCAUACCAGACGUUCGCUACUAGCAUGACUGGGAACACCGUACUCCUCGCUAUCGCAGCCUUCGGUCUGUCACCCAAACGACCUAUCUAUGCCGCCGCCUCCUUGUCAUCGUUUAUCGGGGCGGGGCUCAUAUUUGGGCAACUGGGCGGCAUGAUAGGACACAGACAUCGAUCCUGGCUCCUCUUCAGUCUCACCGUCCAGAUCGCGCUCCUCUUCCUCGCUACGUGGACCGUCUCCCCCCUCGGCUGGCCCAGUCUGCGAUACGGCGGCAGAUCAGACUGGGUGUACCUCCUCCUCAUAGGCCUGCAGGGAGGCCCGCAAGUCACGCUCGCUACCAACUCUGGCGUCCGAGAACUCCCCACGGCAAUGAUGACCACCCCUUACGCGGCCUUCAUAUCCGACCCGUCUCUCUUCUCCUUCCCAUCGACCGCACUCUCCGAAUCGGCGGACGUUAUCUCCCGGAAUCGACGGUUCCUAUAUAUUGUCUUCUUCUGGGCGGGGGCGUUCGCCGGCGGGGCGCUCAUGAAACGGAGUAGUCUGUGGGCGUUGACGGGUGUGGUGGGUGCGCUGAAGGCCUUUGCGGCGCUGCUGGUAUGGGUGUCGAAGGCUGAGGAGGCGCUUGAAGAGGCAGGUCCACCGGCUCGGCAUGGUCGAAGAUUAGGGGUCGAGGAGGAGGCAGUGGGCGAGAUGGAGACGGAGACUGAAGGGAGUGCGCUCAUUAUCGAGCGUGGACAAAAGACGCGGACCUCAUCGAUCUUCGGCUCGCUGUCAAGACAAAAGCCAAGAGAUGAGCAUAGCAUCGCCAUGUAG
Messenger RNA from Dioszegia hungarica, 1209 nucleotides. RefSeq lists its product as uncharacterized. The record is from RefSeq and is a predicted model, not a curated record. Bases 1 to 1209 code for a protein of 402 amino acids. The transcript has 6 exons. Lineage: Eukaryota; Fungi; Basidiomycota; Tremellomycetes; Tremellales; Bulleribasidiaceae.